GGGAUUAAGGGAGGGAGCAAUUCCAGGAAGAUUCUUCUUCACCAGAACCGGGCAUUCUGCAUGAGCCUCCUAUCUCAAGACCCCCGGGAGCCAGAGAGUGGCCUCAGCCGGGGGCUGGCUGCCUCUCCAGGGGCCCCUGCAGUGAGGAUGACCCUGGAGCAGGCCCUGGAGACGGUCAUCGUCACCUUCCAGGAUUAUAGCCAUCUCUCUGGAGACAAGCACAAGCUCUGCCAGACAGAGCUCAAGGAGCUGCUGCGGAAGGAGCUGCCCACCUGGACCCCAAUGGAGUUUCGGGAGUGUGACUACAAUAAACUUCUGAGUGCCCUGGACACCAACAAGGACAACGAGGUGGACUUUGAGGAGUAUGUCCACUCACUUGCCCGCAUCUGUCUCUUCUGCCACAAGUACUUCAGGGACUGCCCCCCGGAGCCCUCCUGCCCUCAGUAGCCUUUGCUCCAGAGGGCUAUGCUGGCCUGAGAGGCAAGGUCUGCUCCAGGCAGCUCCAUCUGUGCCCUGAGGGGGUCCUGGGCUCGUCUCCCUCACCCUCCCUCCCUGCUCUCCUGGACCCCUUCCAAUCUGGAGCCAACCCGCCCCUGGCUUGCCCCUCCUAUGCCAACUCUUUUUACCCAUGAGAACUUCCUGGAUGCCCAGCUGGUGAGGGGAGGGCAGCUCCCACCUCCACUCCCUCUCUCUGUGGGUAGGAGGAGGUGGGGUUCUGUCACAAAAGUCCUGGGGGCCCAGUAGUGUGUGCGUCAAUGAAACUGUGGUAGAAG
Fukomys damarensis (Damara mole-rat) is the source of this 773-nucleotide messenger RNA. It is a transcript of the gene S100a3, whose product is annotated as S100 calcium binding protein A3. Lineage: Eukaryota; Metazoa; Chordata; Mammalia; Rodentia; Bathyergidae. Gene Ontology annotation, cellular component: cytoplasm. The transcript has 3 exons. The coding region runs from base 61 to 447 and encodes 128 amino acids. Gene Ontology annotation, molecular function: calcium ion binding; transition metal ion binding. The record is from RefSeq and is a predicted model, not a curated record.